Fraxinus pennsylvanica is the source of this 684-nucleotide messenger RNA. NCBI's taxonomy places the organism in Eukaryota, Viridiplantae, Streptophyta, Magnoliopsida, Lamiales, Oleaceae. The record is from the annotation of a GenBank genome assembly.
AUGGCUAUUAUGAAAAAUCGAUCGGGCUGCUGGUGUGUUCAUUUCACAGUGUGCCUGAUAGGUAUGUUGCUGCUUCCAUUGCCUUCUCAAUCUUCAGAUCCAGACCCUUUGCAGGAUUUCUGCAUCGGGGACACGAAAAGCGCUUUAUCCGUUAACGGAUUUCCGUGCAAGCCUGCUGCAAAUGUCUCUUCAGACGAUUUCUUCUUCGACGGGCUAAGCAAAGAGGGAAACACGAAUAAUACCUUUGGAAGCCUUGUGAAUCAAGGCAACGUUUUGGCAUUUCCGGGCCUUAACACGCUCGGGAUCUCCAUGAAUCGAGUAGAUCUUGCUCCCGGAGGACUCAAUCCACCCCACUCCCAUCCUCGAGCAACCGAGACAGGAGUACUGAUCUACGGGAAAAUCCUGGUGGGAUUUUUAACAACUGGGAAUGUGUUCUACUCCAAAAUCUUGACUGGUCCUGGACAAAUGUUUCUGAUUCCUAAAGGGCUUGUACAUUUCCAGAUGAAUGUUGGGGAAGAGAAGGCCCUGAUUUUCACUGCUUUUAACAGUCAGUUGCCUGGAUCUGUCAUAGUUCCGAGGAAUCUCUUUGCUUCAAAACCUUCUGUUCCUGAUGAUGUUUUAACAAAAGCUUUCCAAGUUGAAAAAACAGUGAUUGAUGAAAUCAAAUCCAAGUUUGGUGCUUGA